Peromyscus eremicus (cactus mouse) is the source of this 623-nucleotide messenger RNA. RefSeq names its product marginal zone B and B1 cell specific protein (gene Mzb1). Gene Ontology annotation, biological process: regulation of B cell proliferation. Gene Ontology annotation, cellular component: endoplasmic reticulum chaperone complex; extracellular region. The coding region runs from base 21 to 587 and encodes 188 amino acids. The record is from RefSeq and is a predicted model, not a curated record. NCBI's taxonomy places the organism in Eukaryota, Metazoa, Chordata, Mammalia, Rodentia, Cricetidae. The transcript is spliced from 4 exons.
AUGAAGUAGCUUCAGAGGCCAUGAGGCUGCCCCUGCCAUUGCUGCUGCUGUUUGGGGUCAAGGCUAUCCUGGGAAGCCUUGCAGAUAAGCCUUUUCUCUCAGCUACGGCUCCAGUGUUGGAUGAUGAAGAGAAGUUCGCAUCUUACAUACCUGCUCACCUGCGCUGUGAUGCCUGCCGGGCUGUGGCCUACCAAAUGGGGCAACAUCUGGCAAAAGCAGAGGCUAAAUCUCAUGCUCCAGACUCCAGUGGACUGCAGGAGCUGAGUGAGUCGAUCUACACGGAUGUCCUGGACCAGACCUGCUCUCAGAACUGGCAGUCCUAUGGAGUCCAAGAAGUCAACCAGAUGAAACGUCUCAUGGGCCCAGGACUUAGUGAGGGGACAGAGCCAAGCAUCAGCGUGAUGAUUACUGGGGGUCCCUGGCCCAAUAGGCUCUCCAUGACAUGUUUCCAGUACCUGGGAGAUUUUGGAGAAGACCAGAUCUACGAAGCCUACCGCCAAGGUCACGAGACUCUGGAGGCAUUGCUGUGUGGGGGCACUCAGGGGUCUUGCUCACAGGAGAACCGGGUCCCAAGAGAAGAGCUUUAGUACAAGCUGAGACACCUGUGGAUCUUCCCUUUUUUU